Molecule: messenger RNA, 455 nt
Organism: Priapulus caudatus
Lineage: Eukaryota; Metazoa; Priapulida; Priapulimorpha; Priapulimorphida; Priapulidae
Product: probable 60S ribosomal protein L37-A
Exons: 4
Coding region: 99-407 (102 amino acids)
Biological process (GO): translation
Cellular component (GO): cytosolic large ribosomal subunit; ribosome
Molecular function (GO): RNA binding; structural constituent of ribosome
Source: RefSeq, a predicted model, not a curated record
AUCUUUCGGAAGCAAACAGUAUCAUUUCGUUACAUUACCGGAAGUACUGUGUAUGGAAACGAGGCAACUUCCUUUUGGGCCAUAAUCUUACGGCCAGAAUGACUAAAGGAACAUCGAGUUUUGGCAAGCGCCACAACAAGACACAUACACUGUGUCGUAGAUGUGGCCGAAGUUCCUAUCAUAUACAGAAAAGCACAUGUUCGCAAUGUGGUUAUCCAGCCAAGAGAAUCAGAAAGUUUAACUGGAGUGAGAAGGGAAAGCGGAGAAAGACGACGGGAACUGGUCGCCUGAGACACAUGAAGGUCGUGAAUAGACGCUUCAAGAAUGGCUUCCGUGAGGGAACAGUUCCAACGCCAAGAAAGAGAGGCGGAGCAGCCGCCCCAUCGGCAGCAGUAGCGCAGAAAUAAACUAACUUUAUAAAAAAAGUGACAUUAAAAAAAAUUGUGACUACAAAA